AUGAGAAGCAAGGAGCCCUCCUUUCCCCAUGUUCUGGAUGUGGGCUGGCCUGACCUUCACGCUCCACCCCUUAAGAAGUUGUGCACCAUUUGCAAAGCUAUAGAAUUGUGGCUGAACAGUGACUCUCAGCAUGUGGUGGUGAUCCGUUGCUGAGGUGGAAAAGGAAGAAUAGGAGUAGUGAUAUCUGCAUACAUGCCCUUUGCAGAUGUGUCUGCCAGUGCAGAUCAAGCCCUAGAUAGAUUUGCUAUGAAGAAAUUAUUUGAUGAUAAAGUUUCUGCUUUAAUGCAACCAUCCCAGAAAAGGUAUGCACAGUUCUUAAGUGGCCUUCUCUCUGGAUCUGUAAAAAUGAACACACCAUCUCUCUUCCUGCAUUACAUUAUCCUACAUAGAAUUCCGAAUUUUGAUGCUGGGGGGGGGGGGUUGAUUUGUCGGCCUUUUCCGAAGGUGUACCUGGCCAUGCAGCCAGUUUAUACAUCAGGAAUAUAUAUUGUGGGGCCAGAGAAUAAAAACAGAGUCUGUACUGGCGUGGAAACAGCCCAGCUGCUUGAAGGGAGAUAUUAUGCUGAAGUGCUGCCAUAAAAAAUAUGGAUGUACCACCUGUGAUAUUUUCCGCCUGCAAUUCCACACAGGGGCUGUUCAAGGAUAUAGUCUGGUGUUUGACAAAGAGGACUUGGAUAAUGCAAACACAGG
Messenger RNA from Lacerta agilis (Sand lizard), 690 nucleotides. Its product is annotated as tensin-3-like. NCBI's taxonomy places the organism in Eukaryota, Metazoa, Chordata, Lepidosauria, Squamata, Lacertidae. The record is from RefSeq and is a predicted model, not a curated record. The transcript has 7 exons.